Messenger RNA from Medicago truncatula (barrel medic), 2609 nucleotides. RefSeq names its product protein NPGR2. The transcript has 6 exons. Lineage: Eukaryota; Viridiplantae; Streptophyta; Magnoliopsida; Fabales; Fabaceae. Bases 264 to 2471 code for a protein of 735 amino acids. Gene Ontology annotation, molecular function: protein binding. The record is from RefSeq and is a predicted model, not a curated record.
GAAUUUAAUAGGAUAGUUGCAUGCUUAUUUCAUUUUGUCUAGUGGGCUCAGCCUAUACUUUAGUGUAAUUGAUUGAAAAGUUACCUUUUUUUCUUCCCACUUCUUCUAUGAGUUGUAAUGAACUUAUGAUGAAAUCAUUGUUCUUCUUUCUAUAUUGCUAUAAAAAGGGUUUUCUAACAUUUAACUCUAGGUUUGUAUACCAUUCUCUUUCCCUUUUACAGCAGCCUCUAUUGAAUUCAGUAUCUAUAAUAUAGGAAAGUAGCAUGAGAGCUAAGAGUUUGAUAAGUAAGAAAAAGUUUAGCAUUAGAAGGGAAUUGAGGAAGAUGAUAAAGUGUGUGUGUUCAAAGGAGAAGUUAAGUGUAGAUGAACUGAAUUAUUCAUCAGAGUCCCUUGCAACUAGGGAUUAUUCAGCAACAGCAAGUGGUUAUUCAUCUCGUCCAGGUGAAAAUGAUACAAAGUUGGAUAAUAGUAACAUUGAAGAAGCAGAAUCAUCUCUACGUGAAAGUGGUUAUUUAAACUAUGAGGAAGCUAGAGCCUUGUUAGGAAGACUUGAGUAUCAAAAAGGCAACAUUGAAGCUGCACUUCAUGUAUUUGAAGGAAUAGAUAUUGCUGCUGUCAUUCCAAAGAUGAAAAUGUCUAUAUCUAGAAAAUGUGAAUCCAAUAAUAAACGCAGUCCACAACGUGAUUCAGUGCCUUCUAUGUCGAUACAUGCUGUUAGUUUACUUCUUGAAGCUUUUUUUCUCAAGGCUAAAUCAUUGCAAACUCUUGGAAGGUUUCAAGAAGCUGCUCAAUCUUGCAAAACUAUUUUAGACACAGUUGAGUCUGCAUUACCAGAAGGUUGGCCCGAAAACUUUGUUUCAGAUUGUAAAUUACAAGAGAUAGUAACAAAUUCUGUAGAACUGCUUCCGGAGUUAUGGAACCUCGCAGGCUCACCUCAAGAUGUUAUCUUAUCAUUUAGGAAAGCCUUGCUUUAUCAUUGGAAUCUUGACACUGAAUCAACUGCAAGAAUACAAAAGGAAUUUGCUUUGUUUCUUUUGUACAGCGGCUACGAAGCGGACUCUCCUUCGCUUCGCUCUCAAUUGAACGGUUCGUUUGUGCCAAGAAACAACAUAGAAGAAGCUGUUCUUCUACUUCUGAUUCUGCUGAGAAAUUCUAAAGAUCGCUCAAUAAUUCAUCACCUUUCUUUCGCGCUGAGUGUUUGUGGUGAAUUCAUGACACUAGCUCAACAAGUUGAGGAAUUACUUCCAGAAACAAUGGAGAGAAGAGAAAGAUAUUACACUCUAGCUCUUUGUUACUGUGGUAAAGGUGAGCAUAUAGUUGCUUUGGAUCUUUUGAGGAACCUAUUGAAAAAUAGAGAGAACUCGGUAUACUCGGAUUGCAUAGAGGAAUUGCUAUUAGCUUCAAAAAUUUGUGCAGACAACAAGGUUUGUAUCGAAGACGGAAUCAAAUUUUCAAGCAAGGCAAUUUCUCAAAUGCAUGGAAAGUGUAAUCAAAUAGAAGCUAUUGCAAAUUGUUUACUAGGUGUUCUACUGUCAGCAAAAUCGAAGUCAGUUACUUCUGAAUCAGAGAAAGUUUUGAUACAAUCUCAAGCAUUCAGUGCUUUAAAAGCUUCUGAGAAAUUGAUGAAGGAAAAUGAUCCUUACAUUGUUCUUAAUCUUUGUCUAGAAUAUGCUGAGCAUAGAAAGUUGAGAAUUGCUUAUGAUCACGCAAAGAAACUGAUUAAGCUGGAAGGUGGAUCGAGUAUUAGCGGAUAUAUACUACUAGCGCGGAUUUUAUCGGCUCAAAAAAAGUUUGUUGAUGCGGAGAUUGUUAUUGAUGCUGCUUUAGAUCAAAGCGGAAAAUGGGAUCAAGGAGAAUUGUUGAGAACUAAAGCUAAGAUUCAGAUUGCACAAGGAAGAUUAAAAAAUGCUAUUGAGACAUACACUUUUUUUCUUGCGAUUCUUCAAGUCCAUAAUAAAAAUCUAGGAACUGCAAAUAAGGUUAUGAAGUGUAAGAGAAAUCGUGACAGAAGACUAGAAGUGGAAGUUUGGCAUGAUUUAGCCAAUGUGUACACAGCCUUGUCGCGGUGGCAUGAUGCCGAAAUUUGUCUUGCUAAAUCUCAGGCUAUUGAUCCAUAUUCCGCUUCUAGAUUGCACUCCACAGUUUAUGCAGGUUUACUUAAUGAAGCAAGAGGUCUUCAUCAAGAAGCAUUGAAAUCAUAUAAAAAAGCAUUAGAUAUUGAGCCAAACCAUGUGGCAAGUUUGAUAUCAACAGCUUGUGUUCUGAGAAAACUUGGCGGUCAAUCAUCAUCUUUAAUUGUUAGAAGCCUUCUCACCGAUGCAUUAAAGCUUGACACAACAAAUUCAUCUGCAUGGUACAAUCUUGGACUUCUCUACAAAGCUGAUUUGGGAACAUCAGCAUUGGAAGCUGCUGAAUGCUUUGAAACAGCUGUUUUUCUUGAAGAAUCAUCUCCCAUUGAACCCUUUAGAUAAUAACACCUUUUAUUUUUAUUUUGGUGUGCUUGUAAAGUUGGUUUAUUAAAUUCUUUUUUGAUAAAUGAAAUAGUAAAAGGAGAAAGUACUAAGGCAAGUGCUUCAUAUUAAUUUAUGUAAGUAAUCAUUUUAUCAUAA